AGUAUAGAUUAUUGUUAACCGGAUAUCUGAAUUACUAAUUUCGAUGCUAGUCUUGAAUUUUAUCAUUCUCUUCACAUUCUUUGCUGCUAUAGAAGGAUGUUUAAUUCAAGCUACGUUACCUCCUCCUUCAAAUAAUCAAUUUCCCCGAAUUCGUCUGCGGAAUUCUCUUCCAACUUUAAGAGAAUUUACCUUUUGCUCGUGGAUCAGACCUCACACCUUACAAAAAUCAUGCUACACUGUGGCAUCCUACGCCACUUCAAGCUCUGAUAAUACCAUAACUUCCAUCAUAACUUAUAGAAGAAAUGUCAUGAAGGUUCAUCUCUACAUUAAAUCUGUUCGGAAAGUGUUUAGGUGUCCUGACAUAAAGUGGAAAAUCAACGAAUGGUACCACAUGUGCUCCAGUUGGACAGGCUCUAACGGAACUGCUGAAGUUUUAAUGAAUGGAGUGCCGUGUAGUUCAAACGGAAAAACUCGAGUUAACAUUUCGAAACCUGGAACCGUACAGGGAGGUGGAGUGUUCAUUAUAGGUCAGGAGCAAGAUAUGUUGGAUGCAAAAUUUAGCAGUAGUCAAUCCUGGAUUGGAGAUAUUGCUGGUGUUCAUCUUUGGGAUAAAGCUUUGAGUCGUAACGAAGUGGUUGAAGCUGGAAAUAUCGAUAAUUACCCGAAUCCCGGUAAUGUCAUUUCUUGGAUGAAAACUCCUACUCUAGAUUUGGACGGAGUAAAGUAUUCGAAAAGUGAUUUGUGCCCCGUUUUAGGCUUUACUCCAAUUAUAGUGUAAUAUGUUAAAAGAUAUGUAGAAAAUACUUUAAUAAAAUUGAUUAAUGUAUAAUUAUUUGAUUUUAUAAAAGAAUUUAUUUCAUUAUUAUUAUUAGGGUGUACAAGGGGUCUUCUAAACCAGUGGUGUGCCGAGAAUGGACUGAGGGGUCUAGGCUAGUCCCCAAAAUUUCUUGAGAUACCGUCUAAAUAUUACUUUUAAUGCAUUUGUAUUUCAAACCUUUCACUUGAAAAAUAUGUAGUUUCGUGAAUUUCCUCUUUUACGCCGAGUUCAACUCUUCCACGAGCCAACCUGAACACCCCUCAGGAUUCUUUAGUUGACUCGUCGACAGGACUAGCUUGCAGA
Molecule: messenger RNA, 1120 nt
Organism: Centruroides sculpturatus (bark scorpion)
Lineage: Eukaryota; Metazoa; Arthropoda; Arachnida; Scorpiones; Buthidae
Product: C-reactive protein 1.4-like
Exons: 1
Coding region: 44-778 (244 amino acids)
Source: RefSeq, a predicted model, not a curated record